This is a messenger RNA of Penicillium oxalicum, 1014 nucleotides long. RefSeq lists its product as uncharacterized. The transcript has a single exon. Gene Ontology annotation, molecular function: acyltransferase activity, transferring groups other than amino-acyl groups. Lineage: Eukaryota; Fungi; Ascomycota; Eurotiomycetes; Eurotiales; Aspergillaceae. The coding region runs from base 1 to 1014 and encodes 337 amino acids. Gene Ontology annotation, biological process: biosynthetic process. The record is from RefSeq and is a predicted model, not a curated record.
AUGUCGUCCUCCUAUGAUGGGACGGGUGUCCAAUACUGCGAACUCAAGAACUUCACGUUCCAGAACCAAGCGACUCUCCCCGUAAUCAAAAUCGCGUAUCGAGAAUUCAAUGCAAGCGCACAGAAAGUGGCCUUGAUUCCGACAUGUUUCCGAGGCAGGAUCAACACGACUCUUAACUUUACGUCGGGGGCAUUGAGCGACUAUCGUGUGAUCGUGGUAGCCCUGCUUGGUAACGGCGAAUCUUCCAGUCCCUCCAACACCGAAAACUUCCCUUCGACUCUUGACUACCGAGACUGUGUUCGAGCUCAGCAUCAGCUGUUGACGGAACAACUCAAGAUCCAGUCCAUCGAUGUUGUGGUGGGGUUUUCGAUGGGCGGCCAGUGCGCUUAUCACUGGUCUGCGAUGUAUCCGCGGAUGCUCCGUGCCGCAGUCAUCAUCUGCUCCUCUGCCAAGACCAGUCUGCACAAUUACCAGUUCCUCGAAGGACCAAAGGCCGCACUGACUCAUUCGGUGGACUACAAUGACCAGACCCUGCGGUCACAAGCGGGCGGACCCUUGCGCGGGCUACAUGCCUUUGCUCGGGCCUACUCGGCCUGGCUGGCAAGUGCCGACUGGUUCGAACAGCGUCUGUUCGAAAAGCAAGGCUUCAAAUCCCUUGAUGAAUGGAGCCAGGCAGGCGAUCAAGGCUAUGACGACUGGCACCCGGAUAACCUUCUUGUAAUGCUGGAAAUGUGGCAACGGUCUGACAUCGGAGCCGUCUUGGGAUCCGAUUCCACGAAACUCCCAGUCGAACAGGCGCUGCAGAAGCUGACAACCCGAAUUCUUCUUAUGCCAUGUCAGACCGACCAGUACUUCACCGCAGAGUUCAGUCGAAGAGAGGCAUCGCAUCUGAAGAACGGGGAGCUUGCAGUUAUUCCGUCUAUUUGGGGCCACAUGGCGGGUGGCGGUACGAAUGCAGAGGAUUCGGAGUGGAUGGACCAGGCUAUUGCUCGCUUCCUUGGUAGCGGGCUUUGA